AUGCCUUUCAACAUCAUCAGCCCUUCCAGCCCACACCAAUCGAGUGUAAUGAUGGAAAAGAUGGAAAAGAAGCGCCGUGUGAGCUUUCCAGAAUCACAAGACGAGCUUGCCGCCAUCAGACUCAUUUCGAUGGCCGAAGAACUCAUGUGGAUGGACGAAGAGGAAUUCCAAGCCGUCCGUGCACAAGCGCACCGGAUCUCGAAUCAAAACAGAGACAAGGGAUUCUCCAAACUCCUGUGUCCCAAUGAAAAGCCCGACGUUGCCCAAGUCAAGCUUGAUCUUUGGGCCAAGAUGGAAAACGAGAAGAACUUGCGCGGUUUGGAACGUUAUGUCAACAGUGAACAUCGUGACUUCCGGGAUGCCAUUGUUAGACAAGCUGUUGACGCUGUCCUCCAAGCCCAACAGCAAGCCAAAGAAAAUGGCGAGCAAGUCGAUUUCACAGACUUGUUGGCUCCCAUUUCUCGCCAAUACUCCACUACCUGUGCAGAGUUUGCACAAAUGAUUGCCAAGGCGGACGCAAAAGCAGUUCACCAACGCUCCCGAUGCCGCAGCAUCAGCCCCAAGAUGUCUCGAUCUCAGCGCCCUCGCGUCACUGAAUAG
Messenger RNA from Cylindrotheca closterium, 600 nucleotides. NCBI's taxonomy places the organism in Eukaryota, Bacillariophyta, Bacillariophyceae, Bacillariales, Bacillariaceae. The record is from the annotation of a GenBank genome assembly.